Molecule: messenger RNA, 966 nt
Organism: Budorcas taxicolor (takin)
Lineage: Eukaryota; Metazoa; Chordata; Mammalia; Artiodactyla; Bovidae
Product: olfactory receptor 226-like
Exons: 1
Coding region: 1-966 (321 amino acids)
Biological process (GO): G protein-coupled receptor signaling pathway
Cellular component (GO): membrane
Molecular function (GO): olfactory receptor activity; G protein-coupled receptor activity
Source: RefSeq, a predicted model, not a curated record
AUGCGGGCCCCGUCUGCGGGGGCCAACCACUCAGAGGUGACCGAGUUCAUCCUGGUGGGCUUCCCGGGCUCGCUGGGGCUCCACGCGUGCCUACUGGCGCUGUUCCUGCUGUCCUACCUGCUGACUGUCACCGAGAACCUGCUCAUCAUCGCCGUGGUCCGCACCAGCCCCACGCUGCAGAAGCCCAUGUACCUCUUUCUCAGCAACCUGUCCUUCCUGGAGGUGUGGUACGUCUCCGUCACAGUGCCCAAGAUGCUGGUCAGCCUGGUGGUGCCCGGGGCCCAACGCAUCUCCUUUGCGGGCUGCAUGGCUCAGCUGUACUUCUUCCUGGCGCUGGCCUGCACCGAGUGCGCCCUCCUGGGGGUCAUGGCCUAUGACCGUUACGUGGCCAUCUGCAGCCCCCUGCGCUACCCGGCCAUCAUGAGCCCCGGCCUCUGCAGCCUCCUGGCUGCCGGCUCCUGGCUCUCGGGCUUCACCAUCUCUGUGGGGAAGGUCUUCUUCAUCGCGCGGCUAGGCUACUGCGGCCCCAACGUCAUGAACCACUUCUUCUGCGACGUGUCGCCCCUGCUGAACCUGGCAUGCUCCGACGUGGCCCUGGCUGAGCUGGUGGACUUCCUCCUGGCGCUGCUCAUCCUGCUUGGGCCCCUGCUGCUCACCGUCUCCUCCUACACGGCCAUCAUCAGCACCGUGCUGCGUGUCCCCUCCGCCGCUGGCCGGCACAAGGCCUUCUCCACCUGCGCCGCGCACCUGGCCGUGGUGGUCAUCUUCUACUCCGCCUCGCUCUUCAUCUACGCCCGGCCUCGUGCCAUCUACUCCUUUGACCUCCACAAGCUGGUGUCCGUGGUCUACACAGUACUCACACCUCUGCUCAACCCCAUCAUCUACUGCUUGCGGAACCGGGAGGUCAAGGAGGCCCUGCACAAGGUGGUGCAGAGGGCAGCCCAGGCCCGGGGCGCCAUCUCCUAG